AUGGAUUCCGUUAGCGUAGAACUCCGGCGACCUGGAGGCGAAGAAAGCCCGAAGGUCAUUUUCGAGGUGGUCACGAUCAUCGUAGCGCUUCUCUUGUUCUUCGCUUCUGAUGCUGAAGCGGUCGGAAGAGGUGGUAGUCGGCCAGGUCCAAUCUGUACGGUUGGGCGACGACCUGUGGUGAAAGCUAAGCUCGCCGUGGCAUGGCUGCUUAGCUUGGGGAAAAGUCUCUUUGCCACCCCAGCAUAUUCACUGCCUCAGUACCCUGCACAUUGGGCCCUGCCGUCUCAGACGUCGGACGGUAUGGCGACCGGUGAGAGGGGAUCAAAUCUCAGUUUGCUCAGGACGUCAUUGGUUCUGGACCAAGGUGACCCACGCAUGACUCGCCACGGAGACUGUCUGAGACUGUGUACUUACAAAGCGAGAACAGUGUCCACAGCCGCUGACCUGCAUGCCUUUCUCGGAGCUGCAGAGCGUAUCAAAUUUCACGUGAUUGCUCUGCAGGAGACCAAGUGCAGAAGGAGCGACGUACGACAGAUGAAUGACGGUACACUCGUCAGUCGUGGAGAGAAGGUUCCGUCGCGAAAUGUAGGCGGUGCUGGUUUUGUUGUGCACCCAUCUGUCGUCCAUCUUGUCGAUUAUCACGAGAUCCUGUCACCUCAUCUGGAUAUUUUUCACCUCCGCUCUCUGCGCCAAAAACCCAUCAGUAUCAUAAACUGCUACUCACCAACAUCAGCAGUUGGUGAUUCCGAAAUGGACGCCUUUUACGAGGAACUGGAGGAAGUGAUCCACAACGAGAAGUCCUUCUACAAAUUCGUUGUCGGAGACUUCAACGCAAAACUAGGAAAGGCCAUAGAAGGGAAAUACAGGAUUAGAAGAUUUGGACUAGGGGACCGGAAUGAAAAUGGCAAUCGCCUUGCCGGGCUGUUGUCCGCCGCUCGCCUUUUUCAUGCGAACUCUCUUUUCAUGAAAAAAGAUCAUCGUCGGUGGACAUGGGAAUGGCCCAAUGGCGCGACUAGUGCGGAGAUCGGCCACAUACUCACCAACCGGAGGUGGAGUCUACUCGUCUCAGUAGUACCAUCCUUUUGUAGUGGUUCUGAUCACCGUCUCCUUCGUGCGAAAAUACGACUUAGCCACACGAUGGAAAAGAACAUUUGCUACCUGCAACGAAGGAGAAAAGAAGUCGUCUACGACGAUUGCGUACUCGAGGACUCCUUGUCCCAAGGUGACUGGCAUAUCGAGGAGGACCCAAAGGUGGACUACGAGAUGCUGCUCAGAGGAUUACGAGCCUGUGCUGAACGUGCCUCGAAGCCGCGCACGACAAACAUGGAUCGAAUUUCGAAGACCACCAAGGAAUUGUUGGAAAGAAGAAGGGCUUUGAGGCUUGAUCCGAAUGCAUCGCACAUUGAGCGCCCAAUCAUCCCCACUGGCGAAACUCCACCACGGAUUCUUCCUUCGGAAGUACGAGUUGCUAUCAAGAGCAUGAAACCUGGUACAGCCCCCGGACCUGAUUUUAUAUCAGCAGACUUUCUUCGGAAAGAAAGGAUCCCAGACCAGUGGAAGACAUCGCGAACCGUUCUUAUCCAUAAGAAAAGUGACCGAGAGGACCUUCGGAACUACCAACAAGCUGGAUUCCGCCAGGGGUUCAGCUGCUUGGACCACAUCCAGACCGUGUCGAGGGUCUCAAAAGCUUGCCGGGAAUACCGCCCGCCCCUUGACUACAAGAAAUCCUUCGACAGCGUAGAAACGAAAGCAACGCUGUUAGCGCUGAUCGAUCAAGGUGUGUACGCGUCGUAUGUGAGGACAUUAGCCAAUUGCUACGAUCGACGCACAACUAGGAUACAGCUUUUCUACCACCCUCUCGCCAUACCCAUUGGAAAGGAGGUACGACGAGGCGAUACUAUAUCGCCGAAGCUGUUCACGGCUGCAUUGCAAUGGAUAAUGAAAUCACUAUCCUGGGAAGAAAGGGGCAUACGUGUUGAUGGAAGAUUUCUCUCGAACCUUCGUUUCGCGGACGACAUCGUUCUCUUUUCAAGCAGUACCAAUGAAGCAGAAACGAUGCUCAACGAAUUGAACGAAGCAGGGAAGAGAAUAGGACUACGAAUAAACAGAAAGAAGACACAGUUCAUGAAGAACGCCUACUGCGAGGACGGAGGAGUACAACUUGAAGGCUCCCAAAUCGUGGAAACUCCGUCAUACGUAUACCUCGGACGUUCUAUGAACAUGGAAAACGACUUAAAGGAAAAACUGAAUAGAAGAACGAGAGCAGAACGGGCAGCAUUCGCAUCCGUCAGGGAAGCUACGGACCAACUGACGGACCAAGAUCUUCGUGCCCAUCUGUUCGACUCGACAGUCCUUCCAGCGCUCUGUUACGCAGCGGAGACGUGGGCAGACACCGCGGCCACGUCUAGGAAGCUACUUACUACCCACAGAGCGCCUGAGAGAUGUCUCCUGAAGUUUAACCGGCGCACACAACACCUUGCCGGUCUUCGUAGCUUCGACUUAAAAGGAAUGUCCUGUCUUCACGACCCAGCGGAAUAUGUAUCGAAAGCAAAACAUAGAUGGGCCGGUCACAUCAUAAGAAGAAUCGACGAUAGAUGGACCAAAAGAACGCUAGAGCGGAUCCCAAGAGAUGCUAAACGCCCUCGAGGGGACCGCCAACGAAAUGGGAUGACGUGUUCGCUGCACGGAUGGACCAGCUGA
Necator americanus (New World hookworm) is the source of this 2700-nucleotide messenger RNA. RefSeq lists its product as uncharacterized. Lineage: Eukaryota; Metazoa; Nematoda; Chromadorea; Rhabditida; Ancylostomatidae. Gene Ontology annotation, molecular function: catalytic activity. The transcript is spliced from 5 exons. The record is from RefSeq and is a predicted model, not a curated record. The coding region runs from base 1 to 2700 and encodes 899 amino acids.